Molecule: messenger RNA, 882 nt
Organism: Hydatigera taeniaeformis
Lineage: Eukaryota; Metazoa; Platyhelminthes; Cestoda; Cyclophyllidea; Taeniidae
Source: the annotation of a GenBank genome assembly
AUGGAGCAAGCAGUCUUACCACCUGAGACACGCCAAUGCCCAGCAGAGGUGGUGACGAAGCGUCUCCAACAAGCUUACUCUCCUCUUACCUCGAAUAGUGAUUGUCAACACCAACGUCGCCUCCUGCAAGAGGUGGGUGGUGUGGUGAGAUUUUUGCAACUCCUUUGCGAUGAAGGUUGGAGUGCUGGUCUGAGUAAGUUAGUUGCUGGUAGAAGGAAAAAGUAUGACGCUACCUCAAAUGAUAUGGCAUGGCAUGGCAUGGCACGACUUGACAUGGUGGUCUGCGACUCACACUGCGGACACUUGUCCUCUGUAAUUUCGCGUCACAUCAUAACAGCCUCCCAAGAAAGCAGGCACAGACAACAAAAUGAGGCGAAAUUAAGCCAGCCACCACUUACAGAGAGGAUGUGGGUGGCUAUCGAUAUUAGGUGCGAGUGUUUGGCUCCCAAUGCUUUGUGCAAACCCUUACAAAAGGAAGGAAGAGGAGAAACGGACUCGCAGGUCGGCAAUGCUCGCGUGACCGUAAUGAUUACCUCAACUCGUGCGUCAGUGCAUAUUGCAAUCAGUUAUGCCUACAUCCCGACCUUUCUCCCUGCAGGCUUUUAUGUAGAAGAGGCCAUCGAUCUCGAUUCCACCGUUUUCCCUCCCUAUGCUAAUCUUGAAUUCUUCAUUGGCAGAUACAGAGUCAUGAAGUCGGUCAGCUUUCCUGGAGGAGGCGAUUCGAGCGAAACGGAUUUGAGCAACCGCCUAACAAUCUUUAUUCUCUCGGAAGAGGAGAAGCAGAAGAGGAAUAAGAAGAAGAAGAAGAAGGAGGAGGAGGAGGAGGAGGGGGAGGGGGAGGAGGAGGAGGAGGAGGAAGUGGACAUUAAUACCUCCACGUAA